UUCCCUCGCUCUGCUGCUUGUAUCACAUGUUAUUUUUAAUUUCAAUUUGUUGUGUCUUUCAGCAGCUGAUUUAUUUAUUUCCACCCACUGAGAUUGUCAUACCUCCUUCAGUUUGGAGUCAAUUUGUUUGUACUUGUUGCAAAUUGAUUGUAGGCUUUCUAGUUGCACUGACUUUUAUGUUCAAGUCUCAAUUAUCUAGAUGAAAUCAAUGGGAUGAUGAUAAAACAGUUAUUGCUGCUCACUUUUCCAAGACAUUUUCCCAGAAUAGCACUGCUUCUUUUUGUCCAAUUUGCAACCUGGAAUGUAUUGUGUUGACUUUAUCUGAACCCCCCCAUGUCUUCACAAUCUUCUUGUGAACUCUCUUGACAUAUUGCUAGAUUUGAUAACGCAGUGUUUCACACUGUGUCAAAAGAAGUGCAUUGUGGUCCAUGUGGAAAAGACCUGAGCAGACGCUGUAGUGUACAGCCUGUUUAUCUGCUAGUUUAAUUGCUCUGCUUUGAGGCUGUACUCCAUUAAGAAAUACUACAUUCCUCUUAUGUCAAAUUUCUCAGAUUUCCCCCGCAGACGAGCACACUAGCUCCCUCAACUUGUGAAGUUGAGCCUGUUGUAGGCCCUCAGUUGCCAUGACAACUAGAUUAAAUGUCUGCAUGAUGUCAAGAGUUGCAGCAAUUAAAAACAGCAGCUCUUAAUAGCCUUAAUGAUCAAUUCACUUAUUCACAGUUGUGUAUAACCUUGGCGAACUACCUCCAGAAGAGACAGAGGCGACUGAAGUGGUUGUUGACUUGAUGAAGACAAUGUUCUGUGGAAGGAGUGCAAGCCUUCCUUGAAAAGGGUUUAGGAAUGCAAUGAUGUUUGUUUCUGUUGACUUCUCAGUAACUCUUGGAUCUGUGUCUUUGAGUUUGGAAAUGGAGGAUGCAGCCCAUCAUGGUAUUGAUGUUCUUGGCCUGAUAAGGCACAUUCUGUCUGAGGCUCACAGAUUCAGGGCUACUGCUUUUGUACACUGAGGACUGACGUAGGAGGCUGGAAGAUUUUAGCUUGUGUAGUGUUUUUUUUUUUGGAAACUCCACGUUCUCUUGUUUUCCUGAUAACAUAAUCUGUGCAGAAAGUCACUCAUGCAGUCAGUUAAAGCUGCAUGUUUCAUGUACUGUUAAACUCAGUGCAUACGUUGGUGUGUGUUUUGUGUGACUGUCCUGCACGCCUGUACAGAGGAGAUUCACUGGCAGUCAGCCUACUAACAAAAGGGCAGCUCUAAUUUUUACCCCAGUAGAGUGGGAGAUCUCUGUUUGCGGUAUAGAAGCGGAUGACACAAGAAAGCACGGCAGAGGCAGCCUCAAGCCUGGUCAUCUCCUUAUAAGUCUGAAGAGGUGCUUUUCUGUCUAUCUCUAGGUGCAUGCCAAGGCAGCUCCUCCACCACUGGCCAGCAUUUCUUUGAAGAGGCUGCUUGUGCUCUUGCAUCCAUUAAUUUUAUGGUUUAUUUGUCAGAAGAGAUGAAAAGUUAGACUAAACUCCUUGCUGUAGCACACAUGAGAGAUUGUGGUUCACUUCUGUGUACUAAAUGUUGACUCACACAAAAUAUAGAAGAACUACAUAUGAGACUGACGGUUGACGUGAAACGUAAAUACAGAAUAAACCCACAGUACAGUGUACUGUGCUUUGUUUGAAGCAGGCAUGUUAUGUCAUUUGGUAAGCUGGGCUAGCUGCCAUUGGACCACACAUUGGCAUUUUGUUUCUUUUAUACAGAACACUCUCCAUAACAUUUCACACACACAUUUAUUGACUGUGCCUAACACUGUAGGCAGUGUGUCAGCACCAAGUGAAACAGGCUGCCAAGCCACGAAUUGUCUUUGCUCUACAGUCUUUUCCUUUUGUCUGCCUCCAGUCAAUAUCGCCUGUCUCCUUGAUCCCCUCUUGUCCACAAUGGAGAAUUCUCCUCUUUUUUGUUUUUCCCUCUCCCACUGUGGUGCACCACCAGUGGUUUUGGCCCUCAACUUGUUUGCAGCUUGCCUUUUUAAAGCAGAUAAGGUGACACACUGACGGCUAAACCAUGGGUCGAACCAGUCAGAAGCUGGAGCAGAUUUUUGGAUGAUACAGUUGUGAAAGGCCAGAUUAGCAUCAGACUUUGUCAGUUCUGUGCAUGGGGGCAGACAGCUCGCCCGCUAACUCUGGCCUCCGGCAAAGUAGCCUGAAACCUCCAUUUUCUCAUGCUGAUCCACUGGUGAAUCAUUGCUGCCUAGCAGCAUAAAGAACGCUCUCAUGAAUGUACAGUAUGUUGUGAAACUGUCUUUUUACCCUGUGCUGUAGCCAAGUAGUAUAUUACAACCAUCAGUAUUUGUGUGCCUAAUUUCAGCAUUGCAGGCGAGGAUCACAGCUGAGACGUAUCUUGGGCGGUUUUUGGAUACAAACAGAGUGGCCUAUAAAACCACCAGACAGACAAGUGUUUGGCUGUGUAUGGAGACAGCGUAGUGUAUUCUGUUUGGAGAAUACUUGGAUAUCUCUCUCCAGAGAGGAUUGUGCAGUUUGCCUUAUCAAAGCUGCAAUCUGUCAGAUAUCCUGUCUUCACUCUGACUGCUGCCUCUUUUUUCUGGUCCAUUUUUAGCAACAACUUCGUUACGCUUUUUCUCUUAAUGUUUCUAAGCUACAAGAAGUAACGGCUUUAUCUGUCGUCUAAAUCGUUAGGUUCCAUUUUCACUUGGUGACCAGUUUAGCUUUGUAAAAAUAAUAUUGAUGUCAUAUUCGGUGUUCUAUACAGGAGAUUUAUGAUCAGUUUCUCUAAUAAUUAUUUCUUCGCCCCCUACCUUUCUUUUCCAGGGUAAUCAGUAACUACAGAAAGGCAAGUCAUGACUUUCGAGGAAGCGAGAGUGUAGAGGUCACAUUUCAUUGUGAUGUUUUAAGAUAAGAGAUGAUGGUGGUUUGAGGAAGACAUUUAAUGCUCCAACUAGAAACUGAGCUAUGCCUAGAUAAUGAAAUAGCAGUUUAAGAUAAAGGAAUGAAGCAGUCAAUGAUGUGUAAAUGAAGAAAUAACUUGUGGUUAAAAAAUAACAAACUGUGUAUUCAUAGGAGUGAGCACGUUGAUAAGAGGUGUAGAGACAGGGAAAUGGGCAGGGGUUUGAGAGAGAUCAUGUGAAUGGAGGAAAGGGAUGGAUGGUGAUAAGGUGGAUGUGUUUUGGGGGACACGUUGGCACUUGAGGGCAGCAUGGGGUAGUAACAGGAGGUGUUGAGGCCAUUGGUAGUCACAUGACUGACAGGCAACCCACUGUCACCUCGGAAACCAGGAGCGCCGGCCACUCUUAUCCAAUCAUGUCAGGAAUGCUGGCCGUCACUCGGCUCAGGGGCUAUUUCUGCUGUCUGUCGCUAGUGCUUGGUUGUGCUAAGAGUCUGGCAUACAGGGAUCCUUCUUUUUUUUUUUCUUUCCCCCUCACCCUUCCUCUCUUUAGCCUCCACUGGUAUUCCUGUGAGUGCGUAGUGUAAAGUUGUCAGCUCUUGCGCAGUGGCAGUCUAGUUUUGGUGGUGUAAUUUCUUUCCUCAGUUUACUGUUGGAAGGAAAGUUGUGGAAGAGACUAGGAGUUGGUGGGAGGAGGGUUGGGGGGUGAGAGAGAGAGAGAGAGAGAGAGAGAGGGAGUGGAAGAAAAAAAAAAGAGGGGAUCAGUCAUCUAGCCAGCCAAAGGAGAGAAGUGGGCGACACUAAGAGACAGAGACUGGAGCCAGAGGAGAGAACCAAACAGCCAGUCAGAGCAAAAGUGAGGGGGAACAGAAGCUGUGGGACGAGAGGUGAAAAUGGCACAACGUCUGCGUUUGUACUUUGGCUCAGGCCGCAGUAACACAGCCCCGGAGAUCCUGGAAGGAGACUCCGAGGAGCAGCAGGGAGACAUGGAUGUGGUCACACCGCUCCGCAUGCAGCCUUCUCCUGUAUCGAGGCCUUCCCAGGAGCCAGUCCCACCGAGAGCUUUUGGUUCGCGGUCGGAGCCUUCGCUAAAACGCAGCUCCUCCAUGUUCAUACCUCAGCUCGCCACCUACGCUGAGCCGCGGCCCACGAAGAGCUCCUCCAUGCACAUCUCCCUCCAGCGCUCCAGUGGAUCAAGUAAUGGCGAUGCCCGUGGUCAUGCCGAUAAUGUCCCACCACCCUGUUAUACUCCUCCAGGACCUGCACCUGCAUAUACCGAACAGAUCGGAGAAGAUGUUCCGAGACAUCCGCCUCCUCCAUACGACAGUCCGGAGUCUUUAAAUUCACAAACUUUGAUGACAGAGCCGGACCUUCCCAAACGCAGGGUCUUUAGCAUUGGUUCCAAUGGCCAUACUGUGUAUAGCAGAGGCCAUCCUGGUAUCACUGUUGGAGGUAUUUGUAUCCAGAGGAACUCUCCUGAUGGUUCUGACAUCCAGCAUUUCAGAAUCCUCCCGUAUGGUGGUACCGGCUGGUCUGUCCAGCAGCCGAGCUUGGACCAGUGCUCUGUUGUUAAUGGUGGAACACAGAGACUUGUGUUUCAACUCCAGCAAAAUCAGAACCAGGAUCAGAGCCAGGGCAGGCAACAAGCUGCUGCAUCCCAGGAAGAAUGCACAGAUGCUGGAUUUGCCAGAAUGGUGCGUUACCCCAGAAUUCGAUUGGAGAGAAGCUCGUCUCAUCAGAGGCUGCUGGUGGAGAAUCAACACCAGAAAACUGGUACUGAUAGCCAAGCUAUAGAGGAGAACCAAACAGACAUGGAGGCAAGAAACAGAUCUAAUGGCUGUACUUUCAAAAUCAGUGGGGAGACUUCAAGGAGGCAGCCUCAUUUCAAGAUAUAUUUCACUCCAGGCGGAGGUGGAGAUCAGGAUGUGAGUCUUGGCAGUGAUGGAAGGAAUAAUCCCAAGGUAAAUAAUUGGAAAACUUUAGCAGGACUGUUGGGUGGUUUGGUGAAAAAGAUUUUGUAAAUGUGCGCCGGUUUUGUUUUUGAUGAUAGAUACAUUCAUUUGAGAAUGAAUAGUAAACGUUCACAACAAAUAGUGGAUGGGUCAUCUCGCUCAUAUGACAUUUAGUUGAACACAUGAUAGCGUGUAGUGAAGCCAGAGGAAGGGGGGCAUCUUGGAGGAACAUGGACAUAACAACUGAAAAUCGGGGUAAAAAAGUCAAGUCUGCCGAUCUAAAUGAUGCAGACUUUGUGGAUUUUUUUAAGUAUUUCACAUAAAAUGUGCAUAGUUCCUCAUAUUUUACUUAUUUCAGUUGCUGAAUCCACCCCAGACGAACAGAGAUCCGUAUGGUGCAGGAAGAGGGUGGUGACAUUCUGGGAAGUGAAAAGCACAGACAUGGUUGCUGAACUAAAUCACACACGCUGGCUUUCUUUCACUUCACGACCACAGGCAUUUGAAUUUUUUACACACAUCGGCCAAUCAUGAAAGGAAAACAGGAACAGGGAUGGAUGAUUUCUUUCCCAAUGCACUUGUCGCCUUCUGUUUCAUAGAAAUGUGACACUUAAGUUUGGUAAUACCCUUAACUGCAGUCAGUGCUCUUUAAGAGUUUGCUGUUUCUAUCUUUAGUCUGUUUCGAGCACGGUUGUUGAUUUUGAGUGCGGGCAGGCGGCGUGUCUUCUUUGGCUCGAGGCUGGUAUGGAUCCAUAACCUCGCAGCUGCUGCAUGAGUGAUUAAGACUUAGGACAUCGUUACGGCCCAAACGAUGAUCAGGAAGUUUAACAAGCUAUCAGUAUCCUGAAGCCUUGAGUCUUUUGACGUUGCUGUCCGAACUACAUGAAUGUAUAACUCAAGCUAUAAAAAACCUUAUUGUAGAUAUUUAAAUUAUGGGUCUGUCGUUGAUUAUAUAAGGAUUGCUCCCAGUAGUUUCCACAUGAAGGGUCUUCUGCCAGGAGUCAGCAGGGACUGCUUAAAACGGAUGCUUAAAUAUUCCUACUUUUGCCUCCUACUUUUACAAUGUAUACAACCAUGACAUAAUGAAGCACUGUUAUGAUGUUUUGUCACAUGUUGUAAGUAUACCAGCCUUUACAAGUAAAUGUUACUUUUCACAUUGAUUUUUGAAGGGUUCAGCCAAGUCUUACUUUCUGCUUUCCCACUCUGUUUAAUCAUUUCAUGAGUCAUGGCCACUGUACUAUACUGAUGAAUGAUAAUGGAUCAAAUUGUACUCUAUGGUGUACUUGACUUCUAGUGCUGCUAUGAAGCAGCUUAUUAUGAGUCGUUCUCCGUAUUGUUGCCUGGUGCAUGGGGACACACAUGGAAGCACGUACACAGUCCUGCCAAUUAUUCCACAUUAUUCCACUGAUCGAUAGGUGAUAGUGAGGUGCCAAGAUAACACAACAUUGCAGCAAAUUAAUAUGGAUGUUAAGUAUGGUGUGGCUCAGGCAGCAUUUUUCUGUCCAAACCAGAGUGAGUUAGAGAAGGUUGAAAGCGAGUCCUCUCAAACUUUUUUUUACAUUCAAACCCAACCUGAGCCCGGCAUUGUAAGCGAGUCUGUGAGUUUGUGUCACCCUAUCUUGCAGUUGUUGCCAUGGUUGCAACUUGCCUGGUUACCUUGAUAACAGUCAAUUACAGUGUUGACCGUGAAAGGGCAAUGUUCUGUGCACAGCACAUGCACAUUUAAUGAAAAAGAUAUGCAUAUAGAUGUCAUUUACAUCUAUAUGCACCAAUGAAUUGGUGAAUUCAGGAUUAUUGCUUAACCUUGAACCCGAGUGUUAUGAAUACAAGAUGGUGUGUGAUCUGGUGAUUUAUUUCUGGUUUUGGAUCUACAACCGCAACAUAUUUUUAGUCAGCGUUUUGACAGCACUUAGGCCUCACUUGAAUGCAUUUUUCACACCUUCUCCUUUCCUUUUUUUAAAGACGCAUGGUGUUGUGUUACCCCAGGGCUUCCUGUUUCUCAUGCAACAAGGAAAUCCUCAUUUAGACCAUAAUGACAGGUCUUCCCCAAGUGCUCGUCUGGAGUCGGAGUGUCCCUUUUUAAAGCCCUGCAUGAUGGGAUACUACGAGUGUGUGUGUGCCAGCUAGACAGAUCUGCAGACAGCUAUGCCACCGUGCCAUGGCCUUGUUACAGCCCUGCCUGGACGCUCACCCCCAGUUGCCAUUCACAAAGAGCCCUUUCAGGCCACUGGGUUUGCUAUAUUUACCUGAGACGGGAUUGUGGAUGGAUGUUUAUUUUGGUCCAGUAGCAUGUGAGAGGAAUUGAUAUUGCUAUUGUUGUAAAGGGCUUUUCUCUGUCAACUCUGAUCUCUCAGAGGUGCACGGCAGUGUAAUUCAGUUGUGUCAGCACAGAGACUGUUGAGUAGGUGAGACAACCUUUUCACACUUCACCGCCAGUCUGGACAUGUUCCAAGUUGCUCUAUAUCAUAAACUCUAAGUCUGCAAGCACCUCUUCAUGCAUAGCAGAUAAGUGCAACCACCAUUAACAGUGCCCAUUGUUGUUAUUCCCUCUUGUGGCAUCUAGACAUGUUGAUAGAUUCGGUUUUAUUUGUUCGUACAUUAUGGAAUUUCAUUAGUGGUGCUUAAUCUUUGAAGAGCAACAUUUUAAAGAGCCAGCAGGUGUGGACCUUUGGUAUGAGCACCACAAAUGGAAUUGGAUUCCCCUCCAUUGAUUUAGUAGUGGCAGAAAUCACAGAACCAAAUCUAUAAGACCAAAAAUCUAAGCAUACAGCAAGAUGUAUGUGUACGUGUUUUGGGAUUUAUUUAUUUUUUUAUUAUUAUUAUUAUUAUUCCGUAUUAUGACGGUGACAACCAGUGCGAAGGUGCAUUAGCACUGCCUACUAUGACAAAGCAAGAACAGAAAGUUUGUUGCAUCUAAACAGAAGGAUACUAACUUGUUUAUUCAAGGGCAGAAGUUUUUGUGUGGGAUGAGAUGCUAUCUUAUUUUGAAGAUAGCUUCACAGGCCUUCAUCUGCCUCAUGCCUCUUUAACUGAUCGUCCCUCCUCCUCCUCUGGGUCAUCCGCGGCGCCCUCCCUUCCUCUCUGAGUGUAACCUGGCCCUGGGAGGCAGCUGCAGGCUCAACUGUGACCCUUUGAUGACUCUGCAAUUAUAUCCCUCUGCAUACUCAUACCCACAGCUUAAAAUGCUUGUUAUUGUUAAGGACAGAAAAAACAGCCGUUUGUCCCAUGAUACACACCGCCACAGACUAUCUCAUGAUCUACAAGCUACAGAGCCACCAUUCGUUAUAGGUUCAUUUGGAAUGGUAGCAAAGGUGCUCGUUGCAACAUUGAUUGUAAUUCUAAACUUUAUUUACUCAGAACAAGGUUAAACAAAGUGUUUCACAAAUUCACAUGGUUGCUGACAGACCAACACAUGUGAAAGAGUGUAAUAUGAUACUGUCACACUCACGGUGCAGUCCAGGUUGCUUUUGUUGCUCUCGUCCAGUUCAGAUAAAGCUCAUGAUCCACUGUUUUGAAUUACCCUGGAGUUGUGCAAAGCAGUAAAUGAAUCGUCGAGUUGGUCCGGGAAGUGCAAGCAGAUACUGUUGUAAUUUACACAUUAGUGGUUCUGGCUUUUCCAGGAAGAAAUUGUUUGAAUAAAGUGUGUGUGAGUGUAGAGUGUAGCGUGUGUGUAAGACAGAGAGUACACAUGGAUUCACCAGUGUUUGUUUUCAUGCCUGUACAAUAAUAACCUACUUUUAAUGUCACACUUUUGUAACCUUUCACCAUUGAAUUCCAGGUCUGUUGACUGGUGAGAGCCAAGUGCACUCACUUUCCAACACUUUUGCUUUUAUUUUUUUUUCAUUUUGAUGCUCAGAAUAAACCAGAGUGUCUUCCGUAUGCCAUAAACUUGUAUGAAAACACGGGACUUGGCCAGCAUAGUUUUAAGAAAGAUCCAAAAGUGCAGGUUUUGUCUUGUUUUUACUACAUUACUUAAAUAUUGACUUUGCAAAACCAGACUUGAACAUAUUUGAGGAAGUUCUGAGGACUGAAGAAGUGGUUUUGAAUUUUCUUUCAUGUGCACAUUUUUUCAAAGUUCAUUUUUGCUGACUCACUUUAAACAAGGCACCACAAAUAUUCUUAAAUUUCAUUGUCAGAUCAAGCUGAUAUGAAGAGUUUGCCACAUUUUAAGUUCAGCUGAAAACUGUUUUCAUAACUCCAUAUUGAAUUUUUAUGACUGCCCCUCUUGUGUGCAGUGCUGAAGCAACUUUUACAGAUGACAUUGAAAAUAUCUUCUUUUGUACAUGAAAGUUGGAGGAAUCCAUGAGCAGUCCUCAAAAUAAACAUUGAGACUGCCAGGUUGCUCUUUUAUAAACAACAGUGGGUUAGGAUUUUUUGUAUUGUACACUUCAUGACAACCCGUGAAGUCUCCCACAACCUACAGGUGGAUCAAUACUCAAACUGAGAAACCAACAUUUUCAGAUAAUGCCUGUUGUCUAAAUCAGUUGUGUCCCAC
This is a messenger RNA of Acanthopagrus latus (yellowfin seabream), 9325 nucleotides long. RefSeq lists its product as uncharacterized. The record is from RefSeq and is a predicted model, not a curated record. Bases 3775 to 4902 code for a protein of 375 amino acids. Lineage: Eukaryota; Metazoa; Chordata; Actinopteri; Spariformes; Sparidae. The transcript has a single exon.